GUUCGACACACACGAUUGCAAAAAGAUAACUUUUUCUGAAAGGCAAUGGUAUCUACGAUCAUCAACGCUAAGUGUUGGUGCCAUGUGAUUGUGUUUUUGACAUUGGUAGCCGUGUACGUAUGUGGUUUUGGGACGGGGGCACCCCAAAAUGCGUGUGGUUCCAUGAUACCGCAACACGGGGAACAAAGCGGUACAUUAGAGAUGCAAAGUAUGGACACCUGUCCAUACUCACUUAAUGUUUCACGGGCCGAGUUUGAACCAGGCGAAGAAAUAUACGUGGAAGUUACCGGCGACAUUUUCCGUGGAAUAUUAGUUCAGGCACAUGAACCUCAGAGUGACACACCCGUCGGAACAUUCGGUCCACCACCAGAUGGCGCGCAGCAUCUUGCGUGUUCAAGCGAACGCGAUAGUCUUACUCAUACAAACUCGAAUUUAAAAACCGGAAUAACAUUUACAUGGAUUGCGCCACAGGCAGGCAGUAUUCCUGGAGGUGCAGUAGAAUUUGUGGCAACCAUUGUUCAAAGUGUGGACGUGUUUUGGACCGAUGUGUUAUCUCAGCAGAUAUACCUAGCUGAUAGCGGCCACGAUUAUACCACUGAUCCGGAGGGAGGUACCAGUGACAACGGGGAUUUGGAAGGUGAAGAUGACGUCACAAUAUCUGACAAUGGUGUAAUCACUGAUGGUAGCGAAGUUGCUAACGAAUAUAAUGAAGUAAGCACUGAUGAAGAUGCCGCAGUGGUCGAAACUUCAGAUGACGAUGAUGUCACCAUGUUAGAAGGCACCACUGGAGAUAAGAGAGAGG
Molecule: messenger RNA, 802 nt
Organism: Saccoglossus kowalevskii
Lineage: Eukaryota; Metazoa; Hemichordata; Enteropneusta; Harrimaniidae
Cellular component (GO): membrane
Source: RefSeq, a predicted model, not a curated record